Messenger RNA from Tigriopus californicus, 2167 nucleotides. Its product is annotated as alpha-(1,3)-fucosyltransferase C-like. The record is from RefSeq and is a predicted model, not a curated record. NCBI's taxonomy places the organism in Eukaryota, Metazoa, Arthropoda, Copepoda, Harpacticoida, Harpacticidae. Bases 610 to 1896 code for a protein of 428 amino acids. Gene Ontology annotation, cellular component: membrane. Gene Ontology annotation, molecular function: alpha-(1->3)-fucosyltransferase activity. The transcript has 3 exons.
UUGCGCGCGAGAAAUGCCUCCACGCAAAUCUCAACGUAGGCUUGCGUUCCUUCUGUGGAACAGCACAAGCGAAGAGAACAGGAACAAGAAAGAGGAGGGAAGAAAGCUGGCAAGAACCGUACCACGAACCCUCCCAAAGCCGGUCUGAAAUGAUGAAACGAAACCUAGACGGGGUUUGUUGGUCCAUGGAACACAGCUGAUUUGCUUGGUCCACUUUUAGAUUAUCGAAAGGCAUCAAUUUUGAACCGGAUGCUUGUGCUUGUGACGAGGAUCUUAUCGAUUCUGGAGCUUAUUAGUGUGCACCACAAUUAGGUUGAAUUAGGACACUGAUCGUCUUUGAGUGGUCUGGAAUCCAUUCAAGUGAGAAGAAUAGUUGUUCAGGUCAUGGUCUUCAGUGCAAGUGUUCCAUCCUUACCUUCUUUUGAGAAGGAGAACAAGGGAGGAAGGAGAAAAAAGUAGUCGUCGGACGACAGCGUUCGAAGAGGAAAUGAUGAGUUGAUUUGUCAGUCAGUUGGAAUGGUCUGUUGGAACAAGACCAAUUGUCCAAGUGGAACAAGACCAAUUCCCUUGAGGUUGGAACCUUUUUGACGAGUUCUGUCACACCUUGGCAUGGAACAUCUCAUACCGCGAAGAAUGCUAUACCGAAACGCACCCUGGAUCCUUCUUUUGGUGUGCAUCUUCUUGGUGCUAGUCAUUUACACCACGGAUGAUAGGUCACCAAGUCCUGGGAAAGCAUCAUUGGAGAGUGCUAGGAUGGCUAGCCAUUUGGAUCCGUCUCCAGGCAAAUUUGUCCAAAGCACUGUGUUCACCUCAAAAGCUUCCAUCCGUCCAAAUCCUUUGGUGAUUGGGAAAAACAAGACGAGGCUGAAGACCAUUUUGUAUUGGAACGAGUUCUACGGUCGUUACGAUACGUACGAUUUUGGCUAUGGUCGUCAGGCGUUCUUGGACAACCAGUGUCGGGUGUCCACUUGUUUUGCUACACAAGAUCGCUCGCUCCUGCCUAUUGAUCAGUUCGAUGCCAUCAUCAUACACAUCCGAGGUUUGCCAAAUGAUAUUCCAGCCCAGCGAAGCCCUCAACAACGCUAUGUGAUGCUUUCCAUCGAGGCUCCGAUCUAUCUCUUCGAGUAUCGGGAUCUUAACCGCCUCCAUUUUAACUGGACCAUGACAUAUCGCAUCGACUCGGAUUUUCCCAUUCCGUAUGCGUGGAUAGAUAACGUCAAGCCACUGCCGGCUCCUUUAGGAUCCACUCUACUCCAGAGAUUUAUUGUGAAGCACGGCAAAGAGGCCGCCACAUUGGGCCCAAAUUUGGCGGAUGACAAGAUUGGUCUGGCGGUUCAAUUCGUUUCCAACUGUCACUCAGCCAGCCACAGGGAGCAUUAUGUUCGGGAGCUUCAAAAGCAUAUCCCCAUCGACAUUUAUGGCAAAUGUGGACAGUUCAAGUGCGCCAAAGACAAAGGCAUGGCUUGUUUCCGGAUGGCAGAGAAGAAGUACAAAUUCUACUUGGCCUUUGAGAACGCUCUUUGCAAGGACUUCGCCACCGAGAAGUUCUUCACCAUGUAUAGCCUUAACAUGAUUCCGGUCGUAUUGGGCGGGGCCAACUAUUCCAGUUUUGCACCGCCCCAUUCGUUCAUCAAUGCAGCGGACUUUGAUUCUCCGAAAGCAUUGGCUCAUUAUCUGAAGAUCUUGGACUCGGAUGACGCCAAGUUCAACGAGUAUUUCUGGUGGCGAGACUUCUAUCGGAGACAGUUUCAUCACCACCGGAGCCUUUGUGACCUUUGUGAGCGGCUGCACACGGACAGUCGGCCUUCGACCUAUUCUGAUAUGCAAGACUGGUGGGUCAAGCAAGCCGAUUGCACAAAUGCCUUCAGCCGUUCUUCAUUAAAAGAUUACUAUUGAAUUUAAGCUCAAAUCACGUACAAUAUACAAGCUUCAUGAUUCUCUAAUUUUGAAAUUUCAAACUUCCUUCUCAGAAUUAAAUUUAAAAAAGAAGAACACGACCGUCUUUCCAUGUCUGUAAACCAUAUGAUUACUCGCUUUUCUCUCGUUACAAGGUCAAAAGCCCGCAUGACAGUUCAUUCUUUUUCACUAAAUCCUAAAAAUGGACAUCGGCAUAAAAUGGUUGUCUAUGAAAAAAUAAUUUGAAUUAAAUCCAGGCCAAUCAUUUCAA